CAGACGCAUGCGCAGUUAUGAAAAUCCACGUGAUUUCUUCAGAAAGUUGUUAUGACGGAAAAGACAACUAGAAACUGGAGUUUAAUUUAGUAAUACAAACUAAGAGAAACGCAGUGAAAAUGGCGUUGGAAAUGUUCAGGAAAGAAGAGACUCUUGCAAUGAGAAAGAAACUGAUUGGGCAGUCUUGCAGACUCUUCUAUUCAGACGAUCCCGUGAAGAUAGUCAGAGCCAGAGGACAGUAUUUGUAUGACGAAAAUGGCAAGCGGUACUUGGACUGUAUCAGCAACGUUCAGCACGUGGGUCACUGUCAUCCCAGCAUCACACAAGCAGCCACGACGCAGAUGGAGCUUCUGAAUGCCAAUUCGCGCUUCCUUCACGACAAUAUAGUUCAGUAUGCCGACCGCCUCGCUGCCACUCUGCCCGACAAGCUGCGUGUCUUCUAUUUUGUCAACUCAGGCUCAGAGGCCAAUGAUCUGGCACUACGCUUGGCCCACCAGUACACCCAACAUGAAGACGUCAUUGUGCUUGACCAUGCAUAUCAUGGGCACCUGACUUCGCUCAUCGAUAUCAGUCCAUACAAGUUCCAGAAGCUGACAGGACAGAAAGAGUGGGUUCACGUGGCACCCAUACCAGACAUCUAUAGAGGUAUAUUCAGAGAGGACCAUCCCAACCCAGCCCAGGCAUAUGCAGAUACUGUGAAGGAUGUGAUAGACAAGGUGCACCAAAAAGGUCGCAAGGUUUCUGCAUUUUUUUCUGAGUCCUUGCCCAGUGUUGGAGGCCAAAUCCUCUUGCCCAAGGGAUACUCAACUAAAGUAGCAGAAUACGUGCGCUCUGCAGGGGGAGUGUUUGUGGCAGACGAGGUGCAAACAGGUUUUGGGCGUGUGGGGAGCCAUUUCUGGGCCUUCCAGCUGCAGGGUGAUGAUUUUAGCCCUGACAUAGUGACUAUGGGCAAGCCGAUGGGCAACGGACAUCCCCUGUCAUGUGUAGCAACCACAGCGGAGAUCGCUGGGGCCUUCACAGCCAACGGAGUGGAGUACUUCAAUACAUUUGGCGGUAACCCAGUGUCGUGUGCCAUCGGCCUGGCUGUCCUGGACGUGAUUGAGAAGGAGGACCUGAGGGGGAACUCCUCAAGAGUAGGAGGACACCUAUUGGACCGGCUGAGACAGCUACAGACCAAACAUCCAAUCAUUGGAGAUGUCCGUGGAGUGGGGCUGUUUGUGGGCUUGGAGAUGGUCACCGACAAAGAACAGAGGACCCCAGCUACAGACGCAGCAGCGCAAGUUGUCAGAAGACUGAAAGAGGAGUAUAUCUGUGUCAGUACAGACGGCCCCUGGGAGAACAUUGUCAAGUUUAAACCUCCCAUGUGCUUCAGUAUGGAGGAUGCAGACUUGGUGGCAGACAGGAUACACCACAUUCUCACAGACAUGGAGCGCAGUCAUCAAAAACUGGACAGUGAAGAUUUAAGACUAACUGGAGUCAUCUUGGAGGAAGACAAGGGAAGGAAUGCAGAAGUAUUCAACACAACCAAUCUCACAGAUCCAUACCACAAUUAAGGAUAAUUUUUUUUUUUAAAUCAUUAAGAUUACACUACUAGAUCUAACAGCACAAGAAUGGUUUGUGACAAUUCAUGAAGUGGAAUUAGUGACUGCUUUUGAUUCUGCAUGAGGGACAUAAGAGAAGCAGUGACAUAUGCAACAGAAAGGCAAUCGAUUUGUACUAUAACACAAUGUACAUAUGAAUUUAUCCUCCUCGCAUUUAUACUUCCCUGUGGAAAUACAGUGCAUUCGGAAAGUAUUCAGACCCUUUGACUUUUUCCACAUUUUGUUACGUAACAGCCUUAUUCGACAAUGGAUGAAAUCCUCAAUCUACAUACAAUACCCAAUUUUGAUAAUUUAAAGAAAAUUAAAAAACAAAUACAUUAUUUACAUAAGUAUUCAUACCCUUUGCUAUGAGACUCGAAAUUGAGCUUAUGUGCAUCCUGUUUCCAUGAAUAAACCUUGAGAUGUUUCUACAACUUGGAGUCCACCUGUGGUAAA
This is a messenger RNA of Oncorhynchus mykiss (rainbow trout), 2036 nucleotides long. RefSeq names its product 5-phosphohydroxy-L-lysine phospho-lyase (gene phykpl). Gene Ontology annotation, cellular component: mitochondrion. Gene Ontology annotation, molecular function: transaminase activity; pyridoxal phosphate binding. The record is from RefSeq and is a predicted model, not a curated record. Lineage: Eukaryota; Metazoa; Chordata; Actinopteri; Salmoniformes; Salmonidae.